Molecule: messenger RNA, 321 nt
Organism: Fusarium mangiferae
Lineage: Eukaryota; Fungi; Ascomycota; Sordariomycetes; Hypocreales; Nectriaceae
Product: Cytochrome c
Exons: 3
Coding region: 1-321 (106 amino acids)
Biological process (GO): mitochondrial electron transport, ubiquinol to cytochrome c; mitochondrial electron transport, cytochrome c to oxygen
Cellular component (GO): mitochondrial intermembrane space
Molecular function (GO): heme binding; electron transfer activity
Source: RefSeq, a predicted model, not a curated record
AUGGCUGGCGGCGAUAUCAAGAAGGGUGCCAACCUCUUCAAGACCCGAUGUGCUCAGUGCCACACCGUUGAGAAGGACGGCGGCAACAAGAUCGGCCCUGCCCUGCACGGCCUCUGGGGCCGCAAGACUGGUUCCGUCGAGGGCUACGCCUACACCGAUGCCAACAAGCAGAAGGGCAUUGAGUGGAACGACGACACUCUCUUCGAGUACCUCGAGAACCCCAAGAAGUACAUCCCCGGUACCAAGAUGGCCUUCGGUGGCUUGAAGAAGGCCAAGGACCGCAACGACCUCAUUGCCUACCUCAAGGACUCUACCAAAUAA